UACCAAUUCCCCUAUAUAUAGAACCAAAAAACCUGCAUACUCUCAUCCAAAACCUCAAAGUCAAAAUCAUCUUCUUCAACCAAAAUUACACAAAAACAAAAAAAAAAACACCAAAAUCCCAAAUGGCACAAUAUCAAAAAACCAACACAAUCUUAAUGAUCCUAGUGAUCACAAUGGCUGCCCUAUAUGGAAGCUCAAUGGCUCAAUCUUCAAGUUGCACAAGUGUUUUAGUUAGUUUGUCUCCAUGCCUAAACUACAUUUCGGGCAACACAUCGACACCAUCAUCAGGAUGCUGCACCCAACUGGCUAGCGUGGUCCGGUCACAGCCACAGUGCCUGUGUCAAGUUCUUAAUGGCGGUGGCUCGUCUUUGGGGCUUAAUAUUAACCAAACUCAGGCUCUUGAGUUGCCUAAGGCUUGCAAUGUUCAGACACCACCAACCAGUCAAUGCAAUGCUGCUUCUCCAACCGACUCUCCUUCAGGAACGACACCUUCUUCUUCUCCAGGAUCCCCUUCGGGUAAAGGCACUGAAACAAACACUGUGCCAUCAACAGAUAACGGUUCUUCAGAUGCAACUUCAAUAAGAUUCACAACCAAUCCUAUAAUAUUUUCGAUAUUUGUUGCCACAUAUGCCAUCGUGUUCUAAGUUAUUAGCAACUAUAUCGGGAAACAUUAUGUUAUUAUUCAUGAUAUUCACUUAUUUUCCUUUGAUUCUUACAUAUGUUUCUUUUUGAAGAUUUUUUUUUGUUUUUUACUUUUGUGAGUUUGUCUGAGCGACAUAUUAUGUAUGAAAUUCUUUAUGGUCAUUAUUUGUAUUGUUUCGGAUAAAUAAAAUAUUUUUCCCUA
Molecule: messenger RNA, 844 nt
Organism: Helianthus annuus (common sunflower)
Lineage: Eukaryota; Viridiplantae; Streptophyta; Magnoliopsida; Asterales; Asteraceae
Product: non-specific lipid-transfer protein-like protein At2g13820
Exons: 3
Coding region: 123-644 (173 amino acids)
Biological process (GO): lipid transport
Molecular function (GO): lipid binding
Source: RefSeq, a predicted model, not a curated record